Molecule: messenger RNA, 1152 nt
Organism: Rhopilema esculentum
Lineage: Eukaryota; Metazoa; Cnidaria; Scyphozoa; Rhizostomeae; Rhizostomatidae
Source: RefSeq, a predicted model, not a curated record
AUGGCACAGGUGCUAGGACAGGUUGGUCCUUACAAUGAAGGGAAGGAGGACUGGGCUUGUUAUGUGGAAAGGCUGGAACAGUUUUUCAUCGCAAAUGAUAUUACUGAAGCAUCCAAGAAAAGGGCUGUGCUUUUGAGUGGAAUUGGACCUUCAACAUAUUCGGUGUUGAGAAAUUUGAUGACCCCAGAUAUACCUUCAAGUAAGUCGUAUGGUGAGCUGAAAGCUACAUUAUCUGCUGAUUUUAAACCAAAGACAUUAGUGAUUGCAGAGCGUUUUUGUUUUUACAAGAGAAAUCAACAUGAAAAUGAGUCUAUUUCAGAUUAUAUUGUUGAGUUGAAGAAACUUGCAAGAACUUGUGACUUUGGGGAUGUUUUGUCAAUUGCUUCGCGGGACAGGCUUGUUUGUGGUUUGCGUGCAGAGACUAUUCAGAGGAAGCUUUUAACAGAAAUUGACCUUACCUUUGACAAGGCACAAAGAAUCACUGUAGCAAUGGAAUUAGCUCAAAAUAAUGCAGUUGAUUUGCAACCAUCAAGUUCAAAUGGUGGAUUAGGAGUUAACAAGGUGGAACAUCAACACAAUAAGAAGGCAAAAGCAAGUGCUUCAGCAUCUAAACCUGCUAAAGAGUGUUGGCGAUGUGGAGGAGAUAAACAUAAUGCAAAUGAUUGCAAAUUUAAGUCAUUGAAAUGUUUUAAUUGCUCCAAACAAGGUCACUCUGCAAAGAGGUGUAGAAGUGAAAAGACGUUAGAGCUUGAAGAGGAUGCUAAAGAUGUGUUAACCAUCAAUACUCACAAGGGGCUGUUCAUGAUAGAAAGGUUAAAUUUUGGUGUCGCUAGUGCACCUGCCAUAUCUCAGUCAGUCAUAGAUAGGGUGUUGUCUGGUGUGAAGAUUGUUGUAUGUCACUUGGAUGAUAUUCUGAUCACAACUAGAUCUAUUGAGGAGCAUAAAGAGAUCCUAUCAGUAGUUUUGCAGAGGCUUGAAAGUCAUAAAAUUAAAGCUAAACUCAGUAAAUGUGAAUUCUUCAAGUUUUCUGUCACUUAUCUUGGAUACAAGAUAGACAAAGAAGGAUUCCAUCCAACUGAAGAGAAAAUCAAUGCCAUUAUUGAUGCACCUGCUCCAACAAAUGUUACAGAGUUAAGAUCUGGCUUGGAUUGA